AUGAAUCAAUUUUUUGCUCCAAGUAAAUUUAUAAUUACCUUGGAUAAAAGUGCUAAAAAUAUUGUGAGUCCGACGUGGAAUGAUGGAAAUAAUAGUAAAUUUGAAUUAGAUAUGCCGGAAAGACUUAUAUUAAUGGCGAACCAUCAGGGAAUGCAAUUUUUCAAAUUCAUAUUUCUAAAAAGAAAUUGGGAUGCAGAUAGAAAUGUAUUAACAAAGACCAUGGAUCGUUUAGCUGAUUCGAAAGAACCUUUAUGGUUACUUAUAUUUCCAGAAGGAACUGUGGUAUCAAAAUCGGCUCGAAAUAAAUCAAAAAGUUAUUCUGAAAAAAAUGGUUUGAGAGAUCUUGAACAUCUUUUAUUACCACGUUCUACAGGAUUACAUUUUUGUACAAAGGCAUUAAGAAAAUCAGUAGAUUAUAUAUAUGAUUUAACCAUAGGAUUCGAAGGGAUUUCCGUGGGACAAUUUCCCGAAGAUAUUUAUACACUUCGAGGAAUGUAUAUAUUAGGAAAAUAUCCUCGAAGUGUUCACAUACAUAUUCGUAAAUUUUUGAUUUCGGAAAUUCCCGAAGAAGAGGAAAAAUUUACUGAAUGGUUAAGGCAACGUUGGGUAGAAAAAGAUGCUUUGAUGUCAGAAUUUUAUGCUAAAGGAAAAUUUCCUUCGUUCGAAUCAUCAUCACCACCUAAAGUAGUUCCUUUAAAAUUAAACAGUAUAUUUGAAUUAGCGAAUAUGUGGUAUUUCAUGAUUAUGUUUGUUUGGAUGUUUUAUAAUGUUCCUUAUUUUUCCAAUAUUUUAUUUGAUAAAUUUAGUAAAUUUUCUCUUAAUAUGAUGUAA
Diversispora eburnea is the source of this 831-nucleotide messenger RNA. The record is from the annotation of a GenBank genome assembly. NCBI's taxonomy places the organism in Eukaryota, Fungi, Glomeromycota, Glomeromycetes, Diversisporales, Diversisporaceae.